This is a messenger RNA of Cylas formicarius (sweet potato weevil), 626 nucleotides long. Its product is annotated as magnesium-dependent phosphatase 1-like. The transcript is spliced from 4 exons. The record is from RefSeq and is a predicted model, not a curated record. Bases 124 to 612 code for a protein of 162 amino acids. Lineage: Eukaryota; Metazoa; Arthropoda; Insecta; Coleoptera; Brentidae. Gene Ontology annotation, molecular function: acid phosphatase activity.
UUCACGGUCUGUGAUUAUGAUGUAACAAAAAAUUUCAAAAAUUAUAGGAAUGAAUGAAUGUUUUACCGAGAGCCCGAGAGCUGUCUGUGAGGCUAGUUGUGGUUGUUAUCGCUUACAUGAGAUAUGACUUCUUCGACACUUAAAAUAAUAGUGUUUGACCUGGAUUACACACUGUGGCCGUUUUGGGUAGACACGCAUGUCAACCCUCCGUUCAGAAAACAAAAUGGCAAAAUCUUCGACUCAUACGGCUCCCAAGUGCAGUGUUAUCCCGAGGUGCCUAGUGUGCUCCAAGAUCUGAAGGAACAAGGCUACGAGUUGGGAAUCGCCUCCCGCACGGGUGAAAUCAAAGGAGCCAGACAGCUCAUUGAAUUGUUUGGCUGGGACCGAUAUUUUAAAUAUAAAGAGAUUUUUCCUGGUUGUAAAGUAACACAUUUUCGAAACAUACAAAAAGCUUCAGGAAAGAGUUUUAGCGAGAUGCUCUUUUUCGACGACGAACACCGCAACAUUAGCGACCUUAGUAAUUUGGGAGUGACCUCAAUCCUAGUUCAUAAUGGAGUUAAUAAAAAGGUAGUCGACGACGGAAUACGGCAAUUCGCUACAGAGCGAAACUAAUUUUUAAUGAAAAA